AUGCGUACCGAAGCCUUCAAUUUGCUUGCGGCUCUUGCCGUUGCUUUCCCUACCGUCUCUGCCUGCGUUGGCAAAGACGCCCUCCCUACUGCCACCAACACUAUCAGCAACUCUGAGCCCAUUGAGGUUGCCGCCGGCGAGUCUUACGACGGGAAGCUGGCCCGUUUCGACCGAGGAUCCGGUGCCUGCAAGGCACAAACCGAGGGAGGUCAGAAGGACGCCGUUUUCAUCCUGCGUAAAGGUGCCACCUUGAAGAAUGCCAUUAUCGGCAAGGACCAGAUGGAGGGUGUCUACUGCCUCGGUGGCGGCUGCACCAUUGAGAACGUCUGGUUUGAGGAUGUCUGCGAGGACGCCAUCUCCAUCAAGGAAGAUGAGGCUGGCAUGGAAACUCGCAUCAUUGGGGGCGGUGCGUACAAAGCCAGCGACAAAGUCGUCCAGCACAACGGCUGUGGCAGUGUUAGCAUCUCCAACUUCUACGCUGAGGACUACGGCAAGGUUUAUAGAGCUUGCGGCACUUGUAAUGCAUGCAAACGCACUGUCACCAUUGAGGGUGUCUCCGCCUACGGUGGCGGCGAAGUCGCUGGGAUCAACGAGGAGACUGGCGAUGAGGCCACUCUUGUCAACAUCUGCACAGACGCCAAGACCCCCUGUCAGCUAUACAACGGUCCUGGCGAGAAGUCUGGUUCUUGUUAA
Messenger RNA from Colletotrichum spaethianum, 693 nucleotides. Its product is annotated as putative pectate lyase F. The transcript has 4 exons. Gene Ontology annotation, biological process: pectin catabolic process. NCBI's taxonomy places the organism in Eukaryota, Fungi, Ascomycota, Sordariomycetes, Glomerellales, Glomerellaceae. Gene Ontology annotation, cellular component: extracellular region. The record is from RefSeq and is a predicted model, not a curated record. Bases 1 to 693 code for a protein of 230 amino acids. Gene Ontology annotation, molecular function: pectate lyase activity.